Molecule: messenger RNA, 1950 nt
Organism: Penicillium nucicola
Lineage: Eukaryota; Fungi; Ascomycota; Eurotiomycetes; Eurotiales; Aspergillaceae
Product: putative CorA family metal ion transporter
Exons: 5
Coding region: 1-1950 (649 amino acids)
Biological process (GO): metal ion transport; transmembrane transport
Cellular component (GO): membrane
Molecular function (GO): magnesium ion binding; cobalt ion transmembrane transporter activity; magnesium ion transmembrane transporter activity
Source: RefSeq, a predicted model, not a curated record
AUGAGUGUACACGAGCUAGACUAUGCGCAGCCUAGUGCGAUGCGAUCCGAGUCUCUGCACCACGUUGAUGUGGAGGCAGGACGCGGGUCGACAGGGCGCGGGUCGAUCAGUUCCCAGGUCUCUCCAACAGCGAAAGAUGAGCGAGAGGGGGGUUCAUUCCCGGCCUUAGCGACCGCUGCAGCACGAAUAAAUUCCAACGAGACCACCAGACGCCGAGCCCGACGAAACACCGCGCGAUCAUACCACCCCGAAGGAUUCGCCCAUGACCCGAACUGGCAGCCAGGAACCGAACCCGGUAUCGACCCGACCAAACCACUACCCGCUUAUACCUCGGAAUGGUCGUCCAAUAUUCCUGCGGAUCUACACCGUCGCUGCGAGAUCACCAUCGUGGACUUCUCGCAGCAUGAAAUGCGACAGUACGAGUUGGAUAAUGAUACAUUGGAGCAGUUUCUCGAACGAGAGAGGGAGCCUUGGGUGCAAUGCCGAUGGAUCAAUGUGAAUGGAUUGAGCUGGGAUGUUAUUAAGAUUCUUGGAAAUCACAAGGGAUUGCAUCGACUUGCAAUUGAGGAUCUGGUUCACACGACGAAUCGUACGAAGGCGGAUUGGUACUCGGAUCAUGCCUUCGUCGUGUUGACGUUGCAGAAGUUGAUGAAGAUUUAUGAGGAAAGCAGCGACUCUGACGAUGAAGAAGAGGUCCCGGCUAGUCGAUGGAGGUCUAAGGAUCGCAAAAGCUCUGUGGUCAGUGAUAGAAGCUCGAUCUCUUUAAAGAGGCCCACGAAGACGAGUCUCAUCCUGGAAGCCCUGAAAGAUAUUUUCCGGUUCAGGGCGUCCUCUCAUAAAGAUGAGAGGGAGAAGCCAACGGUUGGUUCCAGUGUUCGACCUGGUAUUGGGCGACGAACCUCGAAACAUGCUUCUCAUUUUGGCAGUGUUGGGACCACGACACAGACUGCAGCCAGGAGUCUUCAGCGCUAUCGCGGUGGACCCAAUGAAGAUCGAAUCGAGUUCAUGGAACGCCAUGCCGUACUCGCCGGUAAAGGCCUGUCUGUCACGUUGGAGCAAGUUUCGAUCUUCCUACAUGCAGACAACACAGUGACAUCCUUCUUCGAAACGAGUGCAGACGAUAUUGAGGCACCAAUUGUCCGUCGUCUUAGCUCGCCCGAGACUAUCCUUCGACAGUCGUGCGAUGCUAGCAUGCUACUACAAGCCAUCAUCGACGCGGUGAUUGAUCUGGCAAUUCCAGUCACAAUGGCAUAUCAAGACGCCAUCGGCGACCUCGAACUAGAGGUCCUCACAGAUCCUGACAUUGACCAGUCAAAGUCGUUGUAUAUCUUAACGUCCGAGAUUGCGGUCCUACGCAACUCAAUGCAGCCAAUCGUGGCAGUGAUGAAUGCUCUCCGUGAUCACCGCUCUGAGCCAAUCGGUACACCUGGGUUUGGCGUCUUGCGGAACCCUCUCAGUCCGGCUAGUACACCUGCUGAGCCUGCCGAUUCUCGUCCACAUAUCGGUGUCAUCACCCCAAACUUGAAGAGCGUUGGUGGAACUAGUGUCACCAUUAGCUCCAUGUGCCAUACAUACUUGGGAGAUGCACUCGAUCAUUGUAUUACCAUCGUAGAAGGGUACGAUCAGAUGCGCCGCGCUGCUGACAACAUGAUCGACCUCAUUUUCAACACUAUUGGUGCCUACCAGAACGAGAGUAUGAAACAGUUGACUCUUGUCACUUGUCUAUACCUUCCCAUGACGUUCUUGACCGGAUAUUUCGGUAUGAACUUUACAGAUUUCGCUGGAAUAGAACACAGUGACAGCUAUUUCUGGAAGAUCGCUAUACCAUUCGUUUGUGUGACAACUUUCCUACUCAUGCGUGAUAAAAUCCAGCGUUACGCUGUUAUGCUCGCUCAAAGACGUUUGAUUGUCAGCUCCCGCAAACAGAGACGGGAGAGAAAGAGGAAAUAG